AUGACUCUGUCCUUCACUGACAUCUUCCGCGGCAGAUCCAGAAGGGUUGCAAAGGAUCUCGAGCCACACACACGCUCCCGCCAGACCAGCGCUUCGUCCCGCGACCGGGCCAAUCUGCCGCCUACAGAAAACUCCACCAGGCCGCCAUCCUCCUGCAGCAUCGUCCCACCUGUCUUCGAGACGGGCAAGAUUGGCUUAUUCAUCACCCAUCCAGCAGAUCACUCGGGUAGCAUCGAGGCUCAAGCAGAUGCCGACAUCGUCGCUGUCCACGGGCUCGGGGGGUCCAUCAACAGAACAUGGGGUGAGACCCGCAGCUCUCUGGAGCGCCUUCUUCCCAGCUCCUUGCCCAGUUCGCGGCUCUUAUCAUAUGGCUAUGACUCUGCUUUAGCCUUUUCCAAGCCUUCGUCGGGGCUGGACAAUUGCGCCAGUGACCUCCUUUUGCGCCUGAGGGCCAUAAGAAAACGCACACAGGCAGGAAAAAGGCCACUAAUUUUCAUCACACACGACCUGGGCGGUGUCAUUGUAAAGAAGGCACUUAUCCUGGCCGAGGAUGAUCCUCAGAAGUACUGGAACAUAACCAAAUACGUCAAGGGUAUCGUUUUCAUAGGCACGCCGCACCGUGACUCUGUGGAAGAGCCGUUGGCAAACAUACUCCAGCAUUUGGUUAGCCAGGCUAGGCUCAGACAAGGGAUGAGAGACUCCAUAGUUCGCAAUCUAAAUCAGAAUAUCGAGCUCAUUUCAGAUACAUCUCGUCGAUUUCUCCCUCUGACCCCUUGUCUGAGCAUUGUCAGCUUUUACCAAGAGCACGCCGAGGCGUCUGUAAUGGUGCCCAAGUUUGCCGCGACGCUCGGUAUAAUCGAUGAGAAAACCCAUUCAAGGCACUCGGAACGCCAUGAUGAGAUGUGCCAUUUCAGCUCUAGCCAGAGUCCGGAAUACCUGCAUCUCACCGACUCGGUCAAACAUAUCAUCAUAGAAGAGGAAGCUAGCCAUGACUCAGGACUACUGGGCUUGGACCUUCUUCCAACGAGGCAUAAUUCUCUUCGCCGCCGCGGGUCGCGACUUAUGAACCGGCUCAGCAAGAAAUUCUCCGAGUCCACUCUGAAAAUCUCAGCAGAAAAUCCCGGGCGCUUCCUUCACUUUUACCGAGACGGGGAGAGUUCACGUCCUCCUUCAGCUGCGGUGUCUACAAGGAGCGCUGCGAAUCCUGAAAUUACAGUGAGAUUCAACGGCCUGCGCAGGCUGUCUAUGGAUACCGAAUCAGAUGAGACAUUCACUGAGGUACUGCAACUCCCCAAAACCACCUUAAUCAAGGAUCUCGGAGGUAUACUCCGCGGUAGGAUUCCAGAUAUUGACCUCACGGGAGGAUGUCGAGAUAUCAAGAGAUAUAAGCACAUCGACCCUGCACAGGUCGACUCCGAAUGGGCCAGAUUCGAAGCCUUCGGGCACGAGGUCAAAGUCACUUGGCUUGACGUGUUUACAACACCCGUCAUGGUCACCGAAGGAAGCUCCUGCUACGACAAAUCCCGGGGGCUCAAGAUCAACCAUCGCCAGACAAUCAGCUCUUAUCUCAGCCAGCUAUACCCGAGCCCCGUUGAAGCCAGAAUAGACGCCGUCCACGCCGAUGGGACCAGACAGCCAUUUACACUCGGCACUCCCAGCAGUGCGGUCGUCGCCGGACAAAACGGUACUCCCGACCUGCGGAUUUCUCUUCGCAGGAAAAUCGGCAACGGCGAACGUGAGAGGCUUACGGACCUCCCUUUUGGUCUUCAGAGAUUCCCCAUUGUCGACGUAAAGCCCUUCCGUGACCGCCUUCCAGCCUCCGUGGUCGCACAAGGCGGCGUCUUCGUCCCAGUCAAUUCCGAAAUCGAGACGGUGAAGUUGGGGUUCCAAUGCAACGCAUCCAAGAGGUUCCUGAUCCGAUUUCUCGCCAAAGGCGAAGGCGCGGUGGCAGGCGAGCUGGCCGUGAGUGAUCAAGGCCUCGACGUCGUUAGCUGGAACAAGAACAUAGCCCACGAUAGGAGCACACUGAUUCCAGACCCAGAUUGGUUCGGUACCGAACAAGCGGUGCCGGAAAUCACUUACUCCUCUUUCAAUGACGAGAGGGACUCCGGGUUUUCAUCUCAGGACUCCGAGGAGGACAGCAUAUCGCAAGACAAAGUCGAGCAACAAAAGCCCAACCAAGUCCACCUGCAAAUCAUCCCCAAGCUGGAUGUUGGGUAUCACUACGCAUGCACAACCAGAAACAUUGCCAAGCAAGAGCUCUCUGGAAACGGAAAGUUUGUCCCCGAGCGGAGCCAGAAAAUCUUCACUACUUACUUGCCGGAUGUUCCCAGCGGUACGCGCCAGCUCGACGUCCUGAAGACGCCGGAGGAACAAGGACUCUAUUUCGGAGAUAGCAUCCACGUCAAAGACUUUAGAAAGAAGCUCCCUCCGCGAUUCAAGACAAUCAGGGACUUAUUUGCGGAAUGUCCGAUACGGGGUCAACCCAAGGAUAGCAUCGAUCUAUCGCUUUCCAGCAUGGAGUGGUCGUACCGGAUUUUUGCGAAGACGGUCACCGGCCAAGCCAUCCCUCUUGAUGUCUUUGGACAAACUACUGUAUAUCAACUGAAGGUCUGGUUACAUGAGAAGGAGGGCACGGCAAUUGAGGACCAGCGUCUGAUAUUCGCCGGAAUCCUCCUGCAAGAUGAUGCCUGUGUUUGCGAUUACGACAUCCCAAAGGGAGCCCAUAUACGGCUCGUACAACGCGAGGUGCUUGAGCCAGUAACUGCAAUUUUCAUGUAUCAAGGCAAGAUGUAUACAACAGACGAUCGUUGCUUUCUUAUAAUUUCACUCAAGCAAUAUAUUCAAGAACAGUUCGGAAUCCCCAUCGAGGAACAGCGCAUAGCGAACGGCUACAAGGAAUUAAAAGACGGCGAUACAAUCUCCAGCGAGAAUGUAUACCAAGUUUCAACAACGUCAGACGGGGGCGAAAGACCUCCCAAAUCGACCGAUCUUGAAGCCGCCCACGAGCAUGGCUCCCAGAUCAACCCGAACGACAUGCGGAGCUGGGACAUUGCAAAUUCAAAGAUUGUGACUUUGAGUCUCCUAGACCCAGACACUUUCACAGAGACAACAGGAUUAGAAUUGCCCGAGAUUCCAGGAACAAAACCCAAAGCUGCUCCAUCUGGUAGCGGCUACUACACCAGCUCAGCCGGGUUCCCGCCAUCAUCUGGCUACGAAAAGUGGCUGCAGUGGAGGGAUUGGGGCGAGCCUGAUCCCUGGGCCGAGACGAGCGACGACGAGACGGAGCCCGACGAUGAAACCUCUAGUGAGGAAGAUGGGGACAUCGACACUCCUCCUACCAAGCCAGAACCGCUGCUUGGGCCUCCUCUCAUGUUAACAGACAUUGACGAUUCUACACCCCCGCUUAAUUAUGAGAGUCCAAUUACCGCGCUAUAG
Clonostachys rhizophaga is the source of this 3438-nucleotide messenger RNA. The record is from the annotation of a GenBank genome assembly. Lineage: Eukaryota; Fungi; Ascomycota; Sordariomycetes; Hypocreales; Bionectriaceae.